AUGGCUACGACUUCCCUCAUGUCCAGGUUGGCUGCCUGGCUGCUGCAGCCCGUGCACAGCUGCUCCCUCUGCCCUCGCCCCUUCCACCUCGCGGAAGUUCCAGAUGAAGCUGUUGUAAUUUCUGGAAGGAAACUGGCCCAGCAGAUCAAGCAGGAAGUGCGGCAGGAGGUAGAAGAGUGGGUGGCCUCAGGCGACAAACGGCCACACCUGAGCAUGAUCCUGGUUGGCGAGAGUUCUGCAAGUCACUCCUACGUCCUCAACAAAACCAGGGUAGCUGCAGAUGUGGGAAUCAACAGUGAGACAAUUGUGAAACCAGCUUCAAUUUCAGAGGAAGAAUUGUUGAAUUUAAUCAGCAAACUGAAUGAUGAUGAUAAUGUAGAUGGCCUCCUUGUUCAGCUGCCUCUUCGACAUAUUGAUGAGAGAAGGAUCUGCAAUGCUGUUUCUCCAGACAAGGAUGCUGAUGGCUUUCAUGUAAUUAAUGCAGGGCGAAUGUGUUUGGACCAGUAUUCCAUGUUACCGGCUACCCCAUGGGGUGUGUGGGAAAUAAUUAAGCGAACUGACAUUCCAACCCUAGGGAAGAAUGUGGUUGUGGCUGGAAGGUCAAAAAGUGUUGAAAUGCCCAUUGCAAUGUUACUGCACACAGAUGGGGCGCAUGAACGUCCCGGAGGUGAUGCCACUGUUACAAUAUCUCAUCGAUAUACUCCCAAAGAACAGUUGAAGAAACAUACAAUUCUUGCAGAUAUUGUAAUAUCUGCUGCAGGUAUUCCAAAUCUGAUCACAGCAGAUAUGAUCAAGGAAGAAGCAGCAGUCAUUGAUGUGGGAAUAAAUAGAGUUCAUGGUCCUGUAACUGCCAAACUGAAGUUGGUUGGAGAUGUGGAUUUUGAAGGAGUCAGACAAAAAGCCGGUUAUAUCACUCCAGUUCCUGGAGGUGUUGGCCCCAUGACAGUGGCAAUGCUAAUGAAGAAUACCAUUAUGGCCGGGCGCGACAGGGUCGUUGCAACAGCUAAGUCGUCAUGGCUGAUAGAAUACGUGUCCUACUGCCCUAAAACUCUGGAGGAUCCUUUUGAGCAUGAACAUUACAGUGUUCUGGAAGCCCAGAGACUCUCCACAUCUUUAUUUUGGCCAGACUUCCCAGGCCAGGCACCUGACAUCAAGCGGCUGAAGACUGACACUGCCCAAUCACCUCAAAAGCCCUCUAGACCAUCACAGAUGCCAAGCUUCAGGACUCAGCCCGCCUACACCCAGUUGAUUAAGAAGUUUUAUUGCUCACACAAAGCCUGUUUGGUGGUCCCUUCACAUGGACGCGAGUGA
This is a messenger RNA of Gorilla gorilla gorilla (western lowland gorilla), 1311 nucleotides long. Its product is annotated as bifunctional methylenetetrahydrofolate dehydrogenase/cyclohydrolase, mitochondrial-like. The record is from RefSeq and is a predicted model, not a curated record. NCBI's taxonomy places the organism in Eukaryota, Metazoa, Chordata, Mammalia, Primates, Hominidae. Gene Ontology annotation, cellular component: mitochondrion. Gene Ontology annotation, biological process: tetrahydrofolate interconversion. Gene Ontology annotation, molecular function: methenyltetrahydrofolate cyclohydrolase activity; methylenetetrahydrofolate dehydrogenase (NAD+) activity; methylenetetrahydrofolate dehydrogenase (NADP+) activity.